Messenger RNA from Oncorhynchus masou masou (cherry salmon), 732 nucleotides. Its product is annotated as LHFPL tetraspan subfamily member 5 protein-like. Gene Ontology annotation, biological process: detection of mechanical stimulus involved in sensory perception; sensory perception of sound. Bases 1 to 732 code for a protein of 243 amino acids. Gene Ontology annotation, cellular component: plasma membrane. The transcript is spliced from 4 exons. Lineage: Eukaryota; Metazoa; Chordata; Actinopteri; Salmoniformes; Salmonidae. The record is from RefSeq and is a predicted model, not a curated record.
AUGUCAACAACAGAGAAAGUUGAGACCAAAUCAAAAAGUGAGAAAAUGCUCCCUGCACAGGAGGCGGCCAAAAUUUAUCACACCAACUACGUCAGGAACGCGCGAGCCGUCGGUGUCCUGUGGGCGAUAUUCACCAUUUGCUUUUCCAUCAUAGAAAUGGUGGUGUUCAUCCAACCGUACUGGAUCGGGGACAGCGUCAACACCCCGCAGGCCGGAUACUUCGGCCUGUUUCACUACUGUAUCGGCAACGCGCUGACCUCGGAGCUCAUCUGUAAAGGAAGUGCCUUAGACUUUGCUUCCAUCCCGUCCCCAGCCUUUAGGACAGCCCUCUUCUUCGUGGGUACAUCCAUGCUGCUGAUAGUGGGCUGUAUGGUCUGUUUCACUCUGUUCUGGUUUUGCAACACCGGGAGCGUCUACAAGAUCUGUGGGUGGAUGCAGUUUGCAUCAGCCAUCCUGAUGGUGAUGGGCUGUAUGAUCUACCCUGACGGCUGGGACGCCCCAGAGGUGAAGAGGAUGUGUGGCGAGAGGACAGACAAGUACACCCUGGGGAACUGUACGGUGAGGUGGGCCUACAUCCUGGCCAUGAUCUGUGUCUUGGACUCUCUCAUCCUUGCCUUCCUGGCCUUUACACUGGGUAACAGACAAGACAAACUGCUGCCGGAUGACUUCGAAGUGGAGGGACAAGGCCAGGGAUACGGCAACACAGACACGGGGAUACGACUCCACAGAUAG